AAACGGAAUAUCAGCAAGAUUAGUGAGCUAGCAAAGUUCUUGAAGAACUGAAAACUACUAGGUUAUUUUAACAAAUCUACAACAACAUCUACCUCAGAAAACAAACAACAUGCGUGGUUUAUCGCUCUUGCACUUGGCCUUGGGUAUUUUAUUCUGUCUGCUUGCUGCAGAUAAAUUCGCUCUUGCAUUACGCAUCAACGUCCGUACUACUACACCGGCAACAACAACAGCUAAUACUGAGGCAACUAGCACACCAUCUUAUCGACCCAUCAUUAUCAACAACAACAUACCAAACAUCGAUGCCAGCUGCAUGGUGCGCUAUAAGUGUACCGCGAAAUUGAAGGGCGUAACAGUGGCGCCCAGACCUUGUACUAAAUACUGUGUGAAAUUCAUUGAAUGUCCGAAUGCAGCGAAGGUUGCCGGUUCGGCUGGUCAGUGCUUCGAGCUGGAUGAGGCCGCACUUCGCCAAAAAUAUGAGGGCGCAACGAAGCAGGGCAGUACAGUGCCGCUAAUGGAGGUGGCUAUGAUAGAUUUUCCUUGCCGUCCUGGUUUUUUGCCAGAUGACUUGGGCCGCUGCCGUGAAGUAUGGUGAAACGUUUUAACCAGUGUUUGUUUGAAUUUUUUUAAUGUCCCCAAAAUAAAGCCUUGAUAUGUUUUUGUGGUGAAAAAAAUA
Messenger RNA from Bactrocera tryoni, 673 nucleotides. RefSeq lists its product as uncharacterized. The record is from RefSeq and is a predicted model, not a curated record. The transcript has a single exon. NCBI's taxonomy places the organism in Eukaryota, Metazoa, Arthropoda, Insecta, Diptera, Tephritidae. The coding region runs from base 110 to 592 and encodes 160 amino acids.